CUUCAAACAGGUCUGUCAGCAGAUUUCUAGAGGACACUUGCUGCAGAUCUUGAAGAGAGGAACUUGUAUUCACAUUACAACUAUCAGAGCCGAAGGUAUAGACAACCUUCUUACACGAUUGUGGUCACUUGUACAAACAUCCCAAUGGCGUUCCGGCUGAAUGUAAUGAUAGGGCUGCUCCUACUUGGGUUCCUGUCUUCGAAACAAGUUGGAGCGCAAGCUCCAGCCAGCACUCCGCCAGCACCACCUCUGGCUUCACCAGCAAGUCCACCAUUGGCGUCUCCACCAGCACCACCUCUAGCUUCACCACCAAGUCCCCCAUUAGCUUCUCCACCAGCACCAUCCUUAGCCUCGCCACCGAGUCCCCCAUUGGCUUCACCACCAAGUCCUCCGUUGGCUCCAUCUUCAACUCCCCCACCUGCUGCUGCUCCACCAGCACCUGGUCUAGCCACACCACCAGCUUCUCCUCCAGCAUCUCCUCUAGCUCCACCACCUGCUUCUUCCCCAGCACCUCUCCUAGCUCCUCCACCCGCUUCUCCCCCAGCUCUCCUAGCUCCACCGCCCGCUUCUCCACCAGCUCCUGCUCCUCUGGCUCCCCCUCCUGCUUCUCCACCUCCAUCUUCUCCCCCACCUCCUCUUGCUAGCCCACCAGCCCCUCCUCUAGCUCCUUCUCCAGCUCCCAGUCCUAGCCCAGUCCCCUCUCCUGUCCCGGAACCUGCCCCGGUUCCCGAAAUUGUGUCAACAUAUGCAAUGCUAAGCGCUUCAUCCACAUUGGGUCCCUACAAAAGGUUAGGCUUCGCGUUGGCUUCAGUUGCCAUUGCACUGUUGGCUUGAUGACGGACUCACGCACGACAUCGACAUCAUCGAGACUUUACACAGGGCUGUCCAGAUUAUGAAUCUCGUGGUUCGAUAUAUCCGUGUAUCCAGAUGCUCAUGUUCACACUGGAUUUCGGUUCAUCUUUCUCCUUUAAAUGGCUAGUGUUCAGUAGGAUUGAUUACAGAGUUCUUGAACAAUUUUGAGAGUUCAGAUUUUAGGACUUCUAGAGUUACAAUAGUUGAUGGAGUUCUAGCAGAGGAUCGUCAGUUUGGCUAUUUUACGUGACCGAAAGUGAUUACUCUGAUCGGAACCUUGUAGGUACUCGGAUCAUGCUGGGAUCAACUUUAGUAAAAUUCCGAAGCUAGUUUUAGAUUAGAUUGUGAUGAUUUUUUCGAAUAAACUC
Messenger RNA from Marchantia polymorpha subsp. ruderalis, 1220 nucleotides. Lineage: Eukaryota; Viridiplantae; Streptophyta; Marchantiopsida; Marchantiales; Marchantiaceae. The record is from the annotation of a GenBank genome assembly.